Pseudomyrmex gracilis is the source of this 966-nucleotide messenger RNA. RefSeq lists its product as uncharacterized. The transcript has 5 exons. The record is from RefSeq and is a predicted model, not a curated record. Gene Ontology annotation, cellular component: plasma membrane. Lineage: Eukaryota; Metazoa; Arthropoda; Insecta; Hymenoptera; Formicidae. The coding region runs from base 1 to 966 and encodes 321 amino acids. Gene Ontology annotation, molecular function: olfactory receptor activity; odorant binding. Gene Ontology annotation, biological process: sensory perception of smell; detection of chemical stimulus involved in sensory perception of smell.
AUGCGGUUGCGGAUGGAAAUGUUUUACGACAAGCAAGUACUGUCUUGUAGCAAACUGUUGCUUUCAGUUUCCGGUCUUUGGCCGGAAAAUCAAAAUGAUUUUCGGUUCUUUUUCUACAUCACGUACGUCACUAUCUGUACGUUAUUGCUGAUAACGAACUUAGUGCAAAAUAUGCACGAUAUCGAGAAGAUGAUGAGGAACAUCACAUUCACAUUUCCGAGUGUGUUAAUCGUAUUGAAGAACGUGAUGUUCCGGUGGAAAAGAGAUAAAUUGUUGCCCUUAUUAGCAGCCGUGAGGGAGGAUGCAAGCAAAGGGUUGUAUCGACACUCUGAUGAGAAGUACAGAGUCAUUUGGUACAAUAUAGCGUCAACGUUGUUUACCUCGUCGUCAGUUGUGUCGUUGUUCUUUGUGCCUACGUUGUUUUAUAUUAAACCAAUCUUUGAUUGUCUUUUGUCCAGUUCUGACAACUGUACUCUUCCGUUUGAGCUACCAGUUCGCAUAAAUUUUAUUUACGAGAUAUCAGGAAUUCAGUCGUAUGCGCUAUUUUGCGUAAUUCUAAUGCCAUCUAGCACAUUUAUGACCAUCGGUGCGACUGCGGCGGACAGUGUCUUCGUUUCUCUUACGUUUUAUCUGUGCGGUCAAUUAUCAAUUAUUGGCUAUCGGAUAAAAAACAUCAAUUUUAAGUCAUCUAAGUAUCAUUACAAGAUGAAAGCUCUGGCGAAGCGUCACGUGCAGCUCUUGCGAUUAGCAAGCGUUUUAGCAGAAGCAUUUAGUUCACUGAUGUUUGUGCAGACAGUGGGUUUGAUUUUUUCUCUUUGCAUCGUAGUGUAUCAGUUACUUAUGACAGCCGAAAGCGGAAAAGAAGUAAACGAAAUUAUUCAUUUUAUAAUAUAUUCGGUAGCAGUAGUGCUACUGGCAUUCUGCUAUUGCUUUCUUGGAGAAUGUUUGAUCAACGAAAAUGUCUGA